AUGGAAGCUGAAUCAGCAGAUGGAAGGUACGCUCAUCUGCUAUUGAAGACCUUAUUUGAGGACUAUACGAAUGCUCUCAGGCCUGUAGAAGAUACGGAUCGAGCGCUUAAUGUCACUUUGAAGGUCACACUCUCCCAAAUUAAAGAUAUAGAUGAAAGGAACCAAAUUCUGACUGCUUACCUGUGGAUUCGACAAAUUUGGUUUGAUGCUUUCCUUACGUGGGACAGAGAUAAAUAUGAUGGGCUUGAUUCCAUCCGAAUACCUAGUUCCUACUUAUGGAGACCCGACAUUGUCUUAUAUAAUAAGGCAGAUGAUCAAUCCGGAGAAUCAAUGGAGACAAAUGUGGUGCUGAGGUAUGAUGGGAGGGUAACAUGGGAUUCACCAGCGAUUACUAAGAGCUCGUGUGUGGUCGAUGUUUCUUAUUUUCCAUUUGAUAAUCAGAGGUGCAACCUCACAUUUGGCUCAUGGACGUACAAUGGAAACCAGGUAGACAUCGAUGAUGCACUCGACAGUGGAGACCUGACUGAUUUUGUGGAGAAUGUUGAAUGGGAAGUACAUGGGAUGCCAGCCACAAAGAACGUAAUAAUUUAUGGAUGUUGUUCGGAUCCAUACCCAGAUAUCACAUACACAUUAAUCCUGAAAAGGAGGUCGUCCUUCUACAUUUUUAACCUGUUGCUCCCCUGUGUAAUGAUCUCAUCCCUAGCUCCUUUAGGGUUUUAUCUGUCAGCAGAUUCUGGAGAGAAAGUAUCACUGGGCGUGACUGUGCUUCUGGCUCUGACUGUGUUUCAGUUGAUGGUUGCAGAAAGCAUGCCUCCCUCAGACAGCGUCCCACUGAUUGGUAAAUACUAUAUAGCAACGAUGACAAUGAUCACUGCUUCCACUGCGCUGACCAUUAUCAUCAUGAAUAUUCACCACUGUGGGCCAGAUGCCAAACCAGUUCCAAAAUGGGCAAAAGUGAUCAUAUUGCAAUAUAUGUCAAAGAUGUUUUUUGUGUAUGAAAUUGGUGAAAACUGCACAAUGUCACAAAAAAAAGAGGAAAAACGGGACUAUAAGAUGCAAAUUAAUAAUUCUAAAACAAAUGCAAAGUUUAGAAAGGAACAGGAGAUGAGAAUAAAGGCACAGUUUUCCAAAGAAUACCAUAGCAACACGAUGACACUGAAGGAGGAAGAGUCUCGGUCUGUGAUACCACUACAGCGCUGUCCAGUUUGCAAUCAGAAAGAGUCCAAUGGCCAAUCUAACAGAGGUGCUGCGGACAGCUAUGCCAGUGAAGAAGAUGUUGACCUGACCCCCUGCAUCUGUUCCUUUCAUCAAGGCAGAGUGGCAAAAAAUAUUGAAUUUAUUGCUAACUGCUUCAGAGAGCAAAAGGCGACCAAUGCUAAAUCCGCAGAGUGGAAGAAAGUGGCCAAAGUCAUUGAUCGAUUCUUCAUGUGGAUAUUCUUUGUAAUGGUGUUUUUCAUGAGCUUUCUGAUCAUAGGAAAGGCAACCUAG
This is a messenger RNA of Callorhinchus milii (elephant shark), 1488 nucleotides long. RefSeq names its product cholinergic receptor, nicotinic, alpha 9a (gene chrna9a). The coding region runs from base 1 to 1488 and encodes 495 amino acids. Gene Ontology annotation, cellular component: postsynaptic membrane; synapse; neuron projection. Gene Ontology annotation, biological process: nervous system process; monoatomic ion transmembrane transport; regulation of membrane potential. The record is from RefSeq and is a predicted model, not a curated record. Gene Ontology annotation, molecular function: acetylcholine-gated monoatomic cation-selective channel activity; transmembrane signaling receptor activity. Lineage: Eukaryota; Metazoa; Chordata; Chondrichthyes; Chimaeriformes; Callorhinchidae. The transcript is spliced from 5 exons.